GAAGCAUUUCUCCUCCUUCUCAUAGAUUAUGUAAAGGAAAAAGAAAAAAGAAAAACUCAUUUGCGAUUCUUCUCCUCUCUCAAAAGUUUGUCAACUUUCCGCUUUACUCCGGUGUCGUUCAUCAUCUACUCCGGCGAACAUCUCACGCAUUGUGGUUUGUUUUAAUUUUUAAAUCCGAAUCUGAAUUGUGUUGUGUUAUAUGUAUAUAUAUUUUUGCAUCUUAAAUGUAUAAAUCAAAUAUUAUUUUUUAUUGUUUCAAGUUGAUUUAGGGUUGAUUUAAGGUUGCUUUAUAGAUGUUUCAAAUGAUGUUAGCAAUUUAUCAUUAUUAUUAUUUUAUCUCGCAAACAUCUGGUAGACAUCUCGCAAACAUCUCGCAGACAUCUUGCAGGUUCUUAAAUUGAAAUGUUUAAUCUGAAAUGAAUUGAUUUAGGGUGACUUUUAGCUAUUGUUUUUUGUAUCUCGCAAUAUCCUAAACAUUUUGUAGCUGUCAAGAUCGUAAACAUGUAGGGUGUGACUAUGCACGUUUUAUUUAGUAUUUACCUACUGUUUUUUAAUAAACUUUGUUUAUGUGAUAUGUCAAAUGCUAACUUCAAAUCAUUUUUUGCAGCAAUUGAAAAGUAUAAGGUGGUUUAAGGAUGUCACAUAUUCCCAUGUUAGUGCGUUACGGUGGUAUGUGGGAUGAGAGGCGAAGAAAAUACGAAGGAGGCAUGUUAAAAGGCAUCGUUGUCAGUAAAGAAAUAACACAUAAAGAUUUACAGGCAGAAUUAUAUGACCUUGCAGAAGUUGACCCUUCAAAGUUCGACGUAAUGAUAAGAUGCAUAUAUGAGAUAAAAGUGGAACACGAAGCUCCUACAUUUGAGUUAAGCAAUGACCGUGAUUUGAAGUUUUAUCUUCUUAGUGAAAAUCCAUUAAAGGUCCCUUUAUACGUCUCAUUUGAGCCUAAAAGUAAUCAAAGCAAAAAAGUGUUAAGCAAAGAUUACAAUUCAGUAUCUGGCAGCAACCAAGCUCAUAACUUAAACCCUCAUCCUCCAAUUGUAAUGGAUACAUUAAAUGAGAAUGAAGUCCAUGUUCGUGAAGUUGAAGUUGGCUUGUGUGAUAACGUGAUAGGGACCACUUCGGCUAUAUGGGAAUCAUAUGAGUCAUAUGAUUCGAAAGAUGAGACUUUUACAUGGGAGCCAGUAGAGAUGAAUAGUGAAUCAUUUGACAUCCCACAACAUAGAGAUGGUCCUACAAAAGAUUGCAAAGGAAAAUCUAAAGUUCGUUACAGCUCUUCUAGCCAAAAGUUGAAGACAGACAUGAAUGAUUGGUCCGAAGAAAGCUCUACAAGUGAGGAGUUUGAUGUAGGACAAAUAUUUUUUUCCAAAAAAGAUUUGUCAAUGAGAUUAAGUGUCUUGGCAAUGAAAAAAAAUUUUCAGUUUGUAGUAAAAAAGUCUACAAAAGAGGUUCUCUUUGUUAGAUGCAUUGACAACAAGUGUGGUUGGAGACUGCGAGCGAUGAGAUUGAAGGAUUCAAAUAUAUUUAAGAUUAAAAAGUAUGUCAAAGUUCAUUCGUGUUCUCUUGACGUUUUGAAUCGUGACCAUAGGCAAGCAAAAUCUUGGGUUGUUGGAGAAUUAAUAAAGUCAAAGUUCAAGGGAGUCGGUCGUCUAUACAAACCGCGUGAUAUCAUAGAAGACAUGAGGCAAGACUAUGGCAUAAAUAUGAGUUAUGAAAAAGCAUGGCGCGCUAGAGAAAAUGCGUAUGAACGAGUGCGCGGGUGUCCUGAAGAGUCAUAUAAUCUAUUGCUUAGAUAUGGUGAAGCUCUCAAACUUGCAAAUGUAGGUACAAUAUUUCACAUGGAACUUGAAGAUAAUCGUUUCUUCAAAUAUCUUUUUAUGGCUGUUGGUCCAUGUGUUCGAGGAUUCUUAAACUGCAUUAGACCGGUUAUAGUCAUGGAUGGAACAUUCCUUAAGAACAAAUAUCGGGGUCAGUUGAUAGUUGCUGUUUGCUUGGAUGGUAACAAUCAAAUUUAUCCUCUUGCCUUUGGAGUGGUGGACAGAGAAACAGAUGCUUCAAUACAGUGGUUCUUAGAGAAAUUGAAAGGUGCAAUAGGAGAGGUGCCUAAUCUAGGCUUCGUGACAGAUCGAAAAACAUGUUUUUCUAAGUGUAUUGCAUCGGUUUUUCCCUCCGCAUUCCAUGGACUUUGUGUCCAACACUUGACUCAAAAUUUGAAUGAUAAAUACAAGAAUGACACUAUAGCUACUUUGUUUUACAAUGCAUCUAGAACAUACCGUGAAUCAACGUUCUCAGAAGCGUGGAGAAGUAUUCUUGCAUUUCCUAAUGAUUCAGGAAAAUAUUUAAACGAUGUUGGAAUAACACGUUGGUCUCGUUUUCACUGUCCAGGAAGACGAUAUAAUAUGAUGACAACAAAUAUAGCAGAGUCCAUGAAUUCUAUACUGAAAGAACCUAGAGAUUUGCCUAUUGCUUCAUUCCUUGAACAUGUUCGAGCUUUGCUACAACGUUGGUUUUGGGAGCGUCGAGAAGAAGGCAUUAAAGUGACGUCUACAUUGACUAAAUGGGCAGAGUUAGUUCUACAAAAGAAACAAGAACGAGCUUUGACAAUGAAAGUCAACCCAAUUGAUUGUUACCAAUUCCAUGUUAAAGAUUUAGAUAAAGAGGAGGUCAUAAAUCUUCAUACUCAAGAGUGCACUUGUAAGGAGUUUCAAGCUGAGCAACUACCAUGCGCACAUGCCAUUGCUGUUGCACGGGAUCGCAAUAUAAAUGUUUAUAGCUUAUGUGCUAACUAUUACACUAAUGAAUGUUUGUUGGCAGCAUAUUCGGAGGCCGUCUACCCAGUUGGGAAUCAGUCGGAAUGGAAGACAACCGAAGAAUAUGUACAUAUGACUGUCUUACCUCCGAAAGUAGUCAAAAGAGUUGGUCGACCGAAGAAAAAGAGGAUUCCAAGUGUCGGUGAAGCACCAAAAUUGCAUAAAUGUGGUCGAUGUAAAGAAACAGGCCACAAUAGAUUAACGUGUACCAAUCCAAUUUCAUACAUCCAGAAGUCGAGCAUACAAGAUUAGUACCCGUCUUGGUGGAAGAUGCUUAUAAAAUUGUGUCCUGUGUUGUUUGCAAGAUCACUAAAGUCAUCUCACUGACAAUUCUAAGUUGAAGACUUUUCUUCUGCAACUUCAAGACUUUCCUUCUCUUUUUUUUUUAUCCUACAGUGAACUGUUUAUAGAAUAUUUACUCCUUUGGCAUUUCAAGCUUUUUGAGAAAGACUUGAAAUCCUAUUAUGACAAUAUUGUGUGCUUUAGAACUCAAUAAAUGCUCUCCUUUUGCUACUGCAGUAUUAAUGAUGCAAAUCUUGCUGAUUACUUUUAGUUUUUA
Cucumis sativus (cucumber) is the source of this 3363-nucleotide messenger RNA. RefSeq lists its product as uncharacterized. The coding region runs from base 636 to 3056 and encodes 806 amino acids. NCBI's taxonomy places the organism in Eukaryota, Viridiplantae, Streptophyta, Magnoliopsida, Cucurbitales, Cucurbitaceae. The record is from RefSeq and is a predicted model, not a curated record. The transcript is spliced from 2 exons. Gene Ontology annotation, molecular function: zinc ion binding.